This is a messenger RNA of Aspergillus luchuensis, 3927 nucleotides long. RefSeq lists its product as uncharacterized. The transcript has 2 exons. The record is from RefSeq and is a predicted model, not a curated record. Bases 1 to 3927 code for a protein of 1308 amino acids. Lineage: Eukaryota; Fungi; Ascomycota; Eurotiomycetes; Eurotiales; Aspergillaceae.
AUGGCAAAGAAGAAGUCCGCUAGCAAACAAAAGAAUAAGAAGGGCAAGAACCAAGAGACCUCUGGUGAUCAGACACCUCAGCCCGACCCUCCUGUUGUUGAACAACAACAAGAAGAACAACAAGAGGAACAACAACAGCAACUAGAACAACAAGAAACACCUCAGCCUGAGCUAUCUACCCCUGAGCCAGAACAACAAGCAGAGACAGAGGAACAACAACCACCACCAGAGGCACCUCAACCUGAGCUCUCCACUGAGGAGCCAGCGGUCCAGCCUGAGAGCCAACAAGAGGUCCAACAGGAGGACCAGCAAGACCCGCAGCAAGAGCAAUCGCAGCCAGAGGUCUCCACUGAAGAGCCGGUACCAGAGCCCCAGCAAGUAGAAGAGCAAGUUCAGGAGCCACCGACAGCUCAGCCUGAGCCCACAUCGGAACAAGCAGAAGAGCAACCAGAGGGUCUGCAAGAACAGCAAGACAUACAACCUGACGAGCAGCAACACGAACAAUCACCCACUGACGCUGAAGCUCAAAUCGAAACUGAAGCUGUAGCUGAACCUGCAGCUGAGGCGCCGAUCGAAUCACAGCCGGCAGAAACAGAGCCCGUAUCUGAAACCGUACCAGAACCUGCACAAGAGUCAGAGUCGGUGCCAAACCAAGAACCAGAACUGGAGCAACCACAGGCUUCCGUCGAGCCAGACUCGACUGUGCCCGUAGACGAGGCACCAGUCCAGUCGCCGGCGAACGAGGAGGGUGGGUUCGAGCAACCGGAAGUUCCUGAGCCCGCCCAAGUUGAGCAAUCCGACGUGAACGAUGUGCAGACCUAUUCUGAACAGCCACAAGAGUCGAGCUGGGAGGAAAUAGGCACAUCGGAACAACACGCGGGUGACGCUGAGGAGCACCACGAGACCAACCCUUUCCAAUUUGAAGCUAGCGGCGCCGCUGAAACAGUCGAGGAGACGCCAGUAACAGCACCGCAGACACCGCUGGAUUCUUCAUUCGUCCCGACCCAGUCGUGGGAGCCCUUGGAGGAACCACAGCCCCAGGCGGACAGCUCAUUCGUGGCAGCACCCUUUGGCUCCAACACCGGAGCUCCAGAGACUUACUCGCAUAUUCCUGAAAUGUCUGAGCCUUUCGCCGACACUGUGGUCGCUCAACCUACUCCUUUCUCUGAUACGUUCGCCCCCUCGAGCGCUACUCCCGCUUCGAAGCCUGGUUCUCCGAUUCCUCAAAGCGGUUCACCAAUCCAACGCACUGCAUCCCCAUCUUUCAAGUCUAUGUCGCCUGGUCCUCAGAGCGCUGCUGCUACACCACGUGCCACUUCACCGGUGCACCAAUCUGCGUCGCCAGUUCGACCUUACCAUUCUCCGGUGCAGCAGUAUACCUCACCGAUGGCCCAACCCGCCUCGCCAAUACGGGAAGCAACGGUUCUGUCGCAAAGGAGUGCCUCUCCCACACCGCCAGGCGCUUCUCCCGUAUUUCAAUCAGCUUCACCCGCCGUGCAACAAUAUUCUCCAGUGCAGAAGGUUGCAUCACCUGUGCAAAAGACCGUGUCACCUGUACAGAAACACGUCUCGCCUGUCGCGAAACCCGCUUCACCCGUUCCGAAAGUCAGCAGUCCUCUAGCACGUGGGCACAUGUCUCCCAUGAUGUCUCCACAGAUGGCUCCUCCGCCAAUGACGGCGAGGAUGCAUCAACAGCCAACCGCCAUACCGCCCUACCCCCCCUCCUAUCACUCGCCUAUCAUGAGCGCCAAUGGCUUCCUCCCCCAGUAUGCCUAUUACCAACCUUCCCCCAACAUGCACCCGACCCCUCGAGGCUCAAUAGACCCCGGGUCGGCUGCUUCCUUCCAGGCUUUGCAGAACCUGGGAUUCGGCAAUGGCCAUCCUCUCAAUGGCAAAGGAGGUACCAUCUCGCCUCCGCACGAACAUGAGGAGCCUAUUGAGCUUCUCCAGAGGAUCCAGGAUGCCAUUCCCGACAUCGGCCGGCUGCUCAAUAGCUACAAGACCACCAAGGGCAAGUUGCAGGCGCGGGAGUCCGAGUUCAAGCAGAUGAAGAACCAACAUGAGCAGGAAUUGAUGCACAAAGACUUCUACAUCGAUGCCCUGCAGAAUCAGAUGCGGAAGGCGGCCAGUGAAAGUGCGGAGGAAUCAACGAGACUGAAGAAUACCAUCAAUGAACUUCGCAUGGAGCUGGGCAACGAGAAUGAGAAGAAGAAGGACCUUCAGGAGAGGCUACAUGAUUCGGAGAAGGCCAAUGAGGAGCUAACGCAGACGAAGGCCGAGCUGGAGGAGGAGGUCAAGACCCUCAACACCAACCUUCAAGAGGCACAUGAGACCUACGAGAGGGAUAUGGAGGCUGCCAGACAAGACAAGGAGUCAUCUCUUGCCACUCAGAAGAAGGAGCUGACGGAGAUGUUCGAGGAGAUCAAGGCAGAAGACGAGAAGGCAGCAGCUGAGGCUCUCGCGGCACGCGAGCGCGAGUUGCUCGACCAGCAGGACGCGAUGAAGAACGAUUACGAGAACCAGAAGCAACAGAUGCAGGAAGCGCACGACACACUGCAAGCCGAUUUUGACUCCAAGGUUGCCGAGCUGGGCUCGACAAAGGAAGAACUUGAAACCAGAACUACCGAACUCGCAGACAAGCAGAAGGAACUGGAGGUUACCAUUGAGACCAACGCCAAGGAGAUGGAGGACCUUCGUCAGGCCCACGCUAGCGAAGUCGAGUCCCUCAACAACAGCCACGCAGAGAAGGUGGCAGAGAUGGAGAAGGAGCACAGCGACCGGCAGCAGAAGUGGGCUGAUGAGAAGACCGACUUGGAGGGACGGCUCUCGGACAAGAUCCAGGCCUUGGAAUUCUGCGAGCGGGAGAACAAGAAAUUGGAGGAGGAUAAUCUUGUCAAGGAGAAACAGGUUCAGCAUGCGGUGGAUGGAAUGCGCCUCACCAUUGAUAAUUUGGACAAAGAUUGCGACAGGUUGAGAAAGACUCUUCACAGCCUUGGAGAAGCCACUGACCUCAAGAGCACGAAGGGUGAUACAUUCUUUUUGGAUUGUUUCGGCCAACUAUCUCGGCUUAUUGUCUCCUUGUCCAAGGAGCACUUCUCGUACCUUCCAAUUGAUCCUCCCAAGGACAUUCUAUCCAAACUUCCAUCGGAACUACCAUCGUUCCUUGAUAACACCCCGGCAUCCGUCGAGCUUCGUUCAGCAUAUGUUCAGCAUGUCAUUUCUAAGACCUUGACCUACCGCAUCUUCCAUCCCUUCCUGUUCACCUUGGGCCGCCGGUUCGAUAAGGCCGAUACCUUCUUCCAGAUGCUGUCGAUGGAUAUCCGCCGCAAGUCCGUGAGACGGGAGGCGUUCUGGAGACAGCAGACACUGAAGGCGGCGUACACGACCUCGGACGCCAAGCAAUCGAUCAACGUGGUGGCGGCCGUCAUUGUUGACGAGAUCAUCGACCAACUCAAGCACUUUGCCGACCCGAAGAACCUGGAUGCUCUUCUCGUCUCAGUCCGCAAGAUUGUCAAGCUUGCAGCUGAGACCUGGCGACUUGCGCGCGUGGAGCGAGAGCUGAUCCUGGCCUCGUUGCCGUCACCCGAUGCCGAUGCCGUUUCCAAUGAUGACUGGGAAGAGUAUGGCACCCCCAAGGAGGGCAGCCUUAGCUCCAAGGAAGACCCCACUCGUCAUGUUAUCCUACGCACCUUCCCCCGGAUCACGCGCGAGGCAGCGCACGAGGAUUUCGCGAUCGAUGAAGAGAAGUACAACCCCUGCACAUACUCCCGUGGCUGUGUUCUGUACUCCGACUCCCCUGUGGUCAUGGCCCGUCUCCAAGAGUUGGCGAAGAAGUCAGAAGACUCGCCUCGUCGUGGUUCAAGAGACUCGAGCCGCUCAGAUGGGUCGCCCUCUCCCCGCCGGAGUCGGGACGGCAUGAGGGCAUGA